AAGCCAUUCUCGGCGAGGCAAUCCACCAAACACCUCUCCCCCGCCGCGAUGGCCGCCUUCGCCACCGCCACCUCCGCCGCCGCCGCCUCCGCCGCCGUCAUCCGCCCUCCCCGCGCCGCCCGCGCGCCCGCCGGGAUCCGGUGCUCCGUCGCCGAGGGCCCCGCGGUCUCCCAGCCGCGGGCCGCCGGCGGGGGGCUGGCCGACUGCGUGGUGGUCGGGGCCGGGAUCAGCGGGCUCUGCGUCGCCCAGGCGCUCGCCACGAGGCACCGCGACCGGGCCCCCGACGUGGUCGUCACCGAGGCCAGGGACCGCGUCGGCGGCAACAUCACCUCCGUCGAGAGGGACGGCUACCUGUGGGAGGAGGGCCCCAACAGCUUCCAGCCGUCCGAUCCUAUGCUCACCAUGGCGGUGGAUAGCGGUUUAAAAGAUGAUUUGGUACUGGGAGACCCUAAUGCGCCUCGAUUCGUACUGUGGAAUGGGAAAUUGAGGCCAGUACCUUCCAAACCAAAUGAUCUUCCAUUUUUCGAUUUGAUGAGCGUUGGUGGCAAGCUCAGGGCCGGCUUUGGUGCACUUGGAAUCCGCCCUCCUCCGCCAGGUUAUGAGGAAUCGGUUGAGGAGUUUGUGCGGCGCAAUCUUGGUGAUGAGGUUUUUGAACGCCUAAUAGAGCCAUUCUGUUCAGGCGUUUAUGCAGGUGAUCCUUCAAAAUUGAGUAUGAAGGCUGCCUUUGGAAGAGUAUGGAAGCUAGAGCAAAUUGGUGGCAGUAUUAUUGGUGGCACUUUCAAAACCAUCCAAGAAAAAAAUAAAGCUCCUAAAGCGCCUAGAGACCCGCGUCUACCAAAACCAAAGGGGCAGACAGUUGGAUCCUUUAGGAAGGGACUCACGAUGUUGCCAAAUGCUAUAUAUGAAAGGUUAGGCAGCAAAGUAAAAUUAUCCUGGAAGCUUUUGAGUAUCACUAGAAUGGAUGAUCGGGGAUACAACUUGACUUAUGAAACGCCAGAAGGAGUGGUUUCUCUGCAGACUAAGAGUGUGGUCAUGACUAUCCCAUCCCAUGUUGCUAGUGGUCUAUUGCGUCCUCUAUCUACUGCUGCUGCAGAUGCAUUAUCCAAAUUUUAUUACCCACCGGUUGCAGCAGUAACCCUUUCAUAUCCAAAGGAAGCUAUCAGGUCAGAGCGUUUGAUAGAUGGUGAACUCAAGGGGUUUGGUCAGUUACAUCCUCGUAGCCAGGGGGUGGAAACUCUAGGAUGUUUAUACAGCUCAUCACUUUUCCCGAACAGAGCGCCAGAAGGAAGGGUUUUGCUGCUGAGCUAUAUUGGAGGGGCCACUAAUCCUGGAAUUGUAUCAAAGACUCCAGGCGAACUUGUGGAAGCAGUUGAUAGGGACUUAAGGAAGAUGCUUAUAAAUCCAGGUGCAAAGGAUCCACUUGCCUUGGGCGUGAGAGUGUGGCCACAAGCUAUUCCACAAUUUUUGGUAGGUCAUUUGGACCACCUAGAUUCUGCCAAAGCCGCUCUAAAGGACAUUGGCUUCCAAGGUAUGUUUCUAGGUGGCAACUAUGUAUCUGGAGUGGCCUUAGGCCGAUGUGUGGAAGGUGCUUAUGAAGUUGCUGCUGAGGUAUCAAAUUUCUUGUCGCUAUAUGCUUACAAAUAGUCCUUCUUGUGUUGGACUGAGCUCUUUGUGGUCCUCAGUUUAGCUGCAUCAAGUUUUGAAACUAGCGGCACUUCUAUUUUUAGGCACGUAGUGGGUGAUCUUUUGUUUUAUUCUCUAUAACAAACGAGGCUGUGUAAUCAGUAGGGGUGGCUUGAUAGAAUAGAAUAGGGGAAGAUUAAAUUUAAGAGGUCAAUCUAUCCAUAUUGGGUUAUAUUCGCCGUAUCAUUUUUCCUCGGGCUAUGAAGCAUGUACUCUGUUUUGAUGUAAAUCUACUUGUUAUGCUCUCACCCUUUUUUUUUUUAAAUCAUUCGUACAA
This is a messenger RNA of Eucalyptus grandis, 1960 nucleotides long. RefSeq names its product protoporphyrinogen oxidase 1, chloroplastic. The record is from RefSeq and is a predicted model, not a curated record. The coding region runs from base 49 to 1644 and encodes 531 amino acids. Gene Ontology annotation, biological process: porphyrin-containing compound biosynthetic process. Gene Ontology annotation, molecular function: protoporphyrinogen oxidase activity, oxygen as acceptor. Lineage: Eukaryota; Viridiplantae; Streptophyta; Magnoliopsida; Myrtales; Myrtaceae. The transcript has 9 exons.